Annulohypoxylon truncatum is the source of this 1503-nucleotide messenger RNA. RefSeq names its product DUF947-domain-containing protein. The coding region runs from base 1 to 933 and encodes 310 amino acids. Gene Ontology annotation, biological process: maturation of SSU-rRNA from tricistronic rRNA transcript (SSU-rRNA, 5.8S rRNA, LSU-rRNA). The transcript has 2 exons. The record is from RefSeq and is a predicted model, not a curated record. NCBI's taxonomy places the organism in Eukaryota, Fungi, Ascomycota, Sordariomycetes, Xylariales, Hypoxylaceae. Gene Ontology annotation, cellular component: 90S preribosome; nucleolus.
AUGGAGCGAAUAACAACAAAAUCUAAGCGGAAAGCUCCGCUAUAUAAUCUUCAACGGCGUGUACGAGCAAGAAGGGACGAGCCGGAAGAGAUACCCAGUAACGAGUCUCAAAGCGAAGAGGGUAGUGAAGACGAGGAUUCCGAGGAACAGAGUGAAGAAGACCUAGAACAGGACGAUGAUGAGGCCUAUGACGACGAUGAAGAGGUAGACGAUCCAUCAGCAGUCGUCUCUCAAAUCUCCUUCGGCGCCUUAGCCAAAGCGCAAGCCUCCCUCCCCAACGCCCGACGGGGCAACAAGGGGCGCGCAACGCAAGGAUCCGACGAAGACUCGGAAUCCAGCGACCAGCCCGAUCCGAAGACGCAAGACAACAACAAGUUGCACCUGAAACCUUCACAUCGGACGAGCAAGCACGCGCCGACAGAGCAGUCAAGCAAGCGUCAAGUGAGCCGGAAGCGCGAGGUCGUCGCAGUGCACAAGCCAGUAGCGCGGGACCCGCGGUUCUCAUCCGCGGUAUCAGGGCGGCCCCUCGACGAGGAGAAGGCGCGGCGGGCGUACGAUUUCCUAGACAAGUACCGCGAGGACGAGAUGGCGCAGCUGCGAUCGGCGAUCAAGAAGACGCGGGACGAGUCCGCGAAGGAGGAGCUGCGGCGCGCGCUCAAGUCGAUGCAAGGACGCAAGCAGGCGCAGGAGCAGCGCGACAAAGAAAGGCGCGUGCUGGAGGAGCACCGCCGCCAGGAGAAGGAACUCGUCAAGCAGGGCAAGAAGCCGUUCUACCUCAAGAAGAGCGAGCAGAAGAAGCGGUUAUUGGUAGACCGCUUCGCCGGCCUGAAGAAGAAGCAGGUCGACCGCGUCAUCGAGCGCCGGAGGAAGAAGUUGGCUGCAAGGGAGAGGAGGGAUGCGCCUAUGCCUGCGCCGAGGCGGGAGAUGAGUUGAUGAACGGGAUCGGCAAUGCAAUGUUUGUGAUGAAGGGAGUUUAUUCUCUUGGUUUGCUCGGGCGCAGAGGUUUGUGCCCUACAGUCUAUCUAUUAUGGGUUUAGACGUCAAUGAUACCAUUUUCCCGCUGUCCCUAUCCAUGCUUGUUAUCAAUGCUCCGUUUCCCCCUUUAUGACGUGGUAACUCGCAAAUCGUUUAUACAGGUGGGUCAUUAUAGUACAUGUACAUUAGUCUAUCGUACAGCAUCCAUCUUUCCUAUCGCCUGCUCAAAUAGCUCUCGACAUGGCACUCUGCUCCCCAACCUCGCGCAGAGUAGGAACGCGCCGCUAAGUUUUCGAUGCAGACUAUACGUCUCCUCGGGCGGCGGGCUAAGCCGCUCCCUAACCAUGACGGGGAUCAGUGCCUUGACGCGGUCCGUGAUAGUCUGGUCUUGGAAAUCGUACACCUUGGGCGCGGACUCGGAAAACGGCUCGGCGAGGGUCAGGAUCGAGGCGAUGUGCGCAUCGAGCAUGGUCUUGCUCUCGUGGCCCGUCAGAUAACCCAAGCUCUCGGAGAGCUCCUUGAUGGUCU